Molecule: messenger RNA, 2682 nt
Organism: Eimeria mitis
Lineage: Eukaryota; Apicomplexa; Conoidasida; Eucoccidiorida; Eimeriidae
Exons: 1
Coding region: 1-2682 (893 amino acids)
Source: RefSeq, a predicted model, not a curated record
AUGGCAUCCGCAACGUCUUGUUGUUUCCAAGAGGAUGCCGCAUGCGUAAUAAUUGAUGAAAAGACCGUUCGGAGGUUGGCUCUAGCGGGAACCGAUUGCUCCACGAAGAGAUGUGUGGAAUCUUGUGAGGUGGACGAGUUGGUGAUAUUCUUGUGUCGUGCUCUACUUCUUACGAGGCGCACUCUCUAUGUACUGUUGUGUGUGCCUACCGAAGCCCGCUCCACUCCAUCACUCAGGCUCUCAAACGAAUCGCAUUCUGGCGAUCGCGGCGGUCGGUUUGGAGAUGCCGCCACCUUUGUUUCAUGCGGAGUAGAAGCAUGGCGGCUCAUCGUAUGCCUUCACACCAGGGUGGGGAGCUUGGCUCGCCGGUUUGGGCUCACGGCGGUCCCUAUUAUAAUUCCGUGGGAUUGUGCAACUUCCCGCGCCGGGGUUCCGGCUGACGGGUCGACCCCAGCUUGCACACACUGGGUGGAGCGAGCAAGAGCAGCUGUGUUGCAUCAUUACCGACAAACUAGUGGAGGCAGCUUUUCUUGGCAACCUGUCGAUGAGGCUGGGCUGGCCAAUGCAGUUCCUCUUGUAUUGGAUAAUGUUACAGCAUUUUCUAGCUGUGUAGCCUGUGACAUCUGGCCAAGGCAUUGCCAUCUAAGCCCAUUUCAAGGAAACAUUCGAGUUUGUUCUUCCGAUCAAGCAUUACUUGUUGAGGUGGAGGAACAAAGCAUAUCGCAGGUUCAACAGUCGGCGCUUCUUAUCCGCGAAAACCCUUGCGAUGUGAAGUCCAACGGGGCUUCGCAAGGGGUUUGCGAAGAUCGCAGCGGAGACACGGCUACCGACGACGAGAAAGUGCAAGCGCAAGUGCCUUUCGGGUAUACGGUUGUUGCUGGAACGUUUGAUCGGCUGCACGCUGGCCACCAGCUGCUACUGGCCGCAGCAGUACUAUCGGCGCGACAGCGAAUUGGCCUUGCGGUUGCCUCGGGUCCCUUGGUCAAGAAAAAAACGAUGUCUCAGCAGGAUAUGGCUGCAGCCGGCAUAGAACCCUUCGCGUUUCGCCUUCAGGCUGCUGCUGCCCUUGUGCAGCUUCUUGCAGCAUCUCAAGGGAAGGAAACGCGCGUGGCAGGCUUCAUAGAAGCAUUGGAGGAGGAGGAGGCAAGCAUGUCGAACGAGUUACACCAUCAUUUAUCACUACUAGGGGGAUCCAGCCGAGUUAAUUGUGGUUUCAGGGGAGUUAUUGAGAGUCCUACUAGUGCACUGGCAGAUACCUUUGGCGGCAGCGUGCAGCUACAGGUCUUCCGCAUAAUUGAUGCUGUUGGGCCUGCUGACAAGCUGGCAUUCGACUGCCUAGUCGUCUCAGCCGAAACACUGAAAGGAGCCAUUGCAGUGAAUAGCAUUCGCAUUGAGGCCGGCAACAAGCCAGUCUUUGUGCUUACCGUGGGACUCGUGCCAACAGAUGCGUGGGUAGCUCAUCAGGCAGCUGAAAAACUAGCGGCGUACUUUCCAUUCCCUCUUUGCAGUGGAGUGAAUCAAUUUGAACAGAAAUCCGGCAUUUGCGUGCUCACUGGAGAGGAAAAUGGACCAGAAUCUACAAUGCCGGCUAAUGCUCGUGCCCCGUCAAAGGGGGAGGAGCACAGCAGCGUCCAACAGGAAGACCAUAACCCCACAGCUGGAUCACUGGAAGUGUUCCCGGACAAAUUGAGUUCAACAGCGUUGCGCCAGCUGCAACGAAAGCGACUGCGUUGUGGAUCUGUUGCAGAUCUCUGCAAGCGAUUUCACGCAGCUUGGCUUUGGCUUGAAGGACGUGAAGGCGAGACGGGAACUACUGAGCUGCAGUCGUGUUCCACAAUGUGGAGCAUACUAUGCGCCGAGCAUGCAACCCCUUGGAGGAGGCUACACACUUUUGAUCGGGUGGCGCGAGCCCUUGAACUAUUAGACGCCUCGAAGCCCUCUGUGAACCGAGAGCCAGUUGUGCUAACCGUGUUUUUUGGUUCGCUGCUGGCGUGCCCUUGCCAUUAUAUCACAUUGGGAAGGGGUGCUUGCACGGCAUGUGACUCUAGAGUGUUGACAACAGCUGACUGUGCUAACACGUGCACUAUACCAAGUUGGAGUCCUGAAGCUGAAGAUGCCGCAUGGCAUAGAUCUGCAGUGAAGCUCUUGGCAGAACUCCAGCGUAAGUGGGGGAGGUGCUCGUUCGCAGCUGCACAGAACAGCCAGCGAUAUACAAGAAAGGUGCCAGCAGCGUCCACCUUUGUUUAUGGUGAUACCUUGCUGGAGGGGCGCUUCUCCUUGCUGAUGGGUCUGUUGUUGGAGCACCGUGCUGCCAGCCUCACGAGAUUAGCCCCAACUGCACAAGCAGUAAAUGCGCUCCGAGGAAGACGUGAUGUAUCUCGGGAUGACGAAGAAACGGCAACUAUGGUACUGCUUGCACGCCGUCUUGGACAGUUGGAAUUCACUGACAGGUCAGUUGAGGAAAAAACGCGAUUGAGGAGACUGCGACAAGAGUAUUUUUUUGUUAGUGAGGACUGUUUCCGCAGAUACCGAAUGAUGCAAGUAGCGCACUUGCUGGAGAAUGCUAACAGCCUCGACUGUCUGAAUCAUGAAGAGCUCUUCCACGCUCGAGUGAGCCUGGAGCGUGAGCUAAGCAUACUGGAGACACAAAGUUUACACGAUGAACCUUCUACUUGCCUCUGA